AUGGCUCCUUAUGAGGCCCUGUAUGGCAUGAGAUGUGGGUCACCUAUUUGUUGGGAUGAUGUGGGAGAAUCUCAGAGCAGGCAGAAAUAUUUUGCAGAUAAUAGGAGAAGAAGCUUGGAGUUUCAGGUGGGUGAUUAUGUGUUCUUAAGAGUAGCUCCCACUAAAGGAGUUAUUCAUUUUGGUGUGAGAGGGAAGCUCAGCUCUCGGUUUAUUGGUCCAUUUGAGAUCUUAGAACGCAUUGGUGAGGUGGCAUAUCGGCUUGCAUUACCACCUUCACUGUUUCGGGUUCAUGAUGUGUUCUAUGUUUCUAUGCUGAAGAAGUUCAUUCUGAAUCCUGACCAUGUAAUACAAUUCUCCGACUUUGAGCUUAGCAUUGAUUUGACGUAUGAGGAGCGACCUAUAAAGAUCGUGGAUUUCAAGGAGCAAAUACUAAGAAGGCGGGUCAUUCCUUAUGUCAAGGUUCAAUGGAGCAAUCACACAGAGAGUGAGGCUACUUGGGAAUUGGAGUCAGAGAUGGGGAGAAAUACUCGUACCUAUUUUAUUCUGACGGGCAGUAACCUCCCACUUGCAUGA
Molecule: messenger RNA, 573 nt
Organism: Dioscorea cayenensis subsp. rotundata (Guinea yam)
Lineage: Eukaryota; Viridiplantae; Streptophyta; Magnoliopsida; Dioscoreales; Dioscoreaceae
Exons: 3
Coding region: 1-573 (190 amino acids)
Source: RefSeq, a predicted model, not a curated record